UAAUAAUCUUUCCUUUUACUUCUCCCUUCGUCUUUCUCUCUCUUAGUUUCAACGGGCGAGAAUUUUUCGAAACAGAGUAGAUUUUUUCUUCUUUCCUUCUUCAUCAUCUUCUUCUUCUUCGUCUUAAUGUUUCAGAGAAGGGUUUCGUAUUGGGUUUGAAAUUGCUGGUUUGAAGGGAUGAGCUUCAGUUCGAUUCCCGCCACACCUUCACCGGAACAGGAUUUUGGGUUUUGGAGAUAAGUGUAGAAGGAUAUGGCUGAUGUGAAAUUGGAGGAAUGUUGUCUUGAGAAUAAGCAAUCAACAGCCGCGUCAAGUUCCUCUGUCUCCGAAGGCAGUGGUAGCGUCAUUCGCAAGUCCCCCGGAGUAUGUAGCCCAGCAUCUAACUCUCCCUCACAAUGGAGAACCAGUGGCCCUGUUAGACGAGCUAAGGGUGGUUGGACUCCACAGGAGGAUGAAACAUUAAGGAGUGCUGUUGCAGCAUUUAAUGGGAAGAGUUGGAAGAAAAUAGCCGAGUUUUUUAAUGAUAGAUCAGAAGUGCAAUGUUUGCACAGAUGGCAGAAGGUCCUUAAUCCUGAUCUUGUCAAAGGUCCUUGGACUCCAGAGGAGGAUAAAAAAAUUACUGAACUUGUCAGUAAAUAUGGGGCAACAAAAUGGUCAUUGAUAGCCAAGUCUUUGCCUGGUCGUAUUGGAAAACAAUGCCGGGAGAGGUGGCACAAUCAUUUGAAUCCGGAAAUUAGAAAAGAUGCAUGGACAAUAGCUGAGGAAUUAUCUCUCAUGCAUGCCCAUCAGAUACAUGGGAACAAGUGGGCUGAAAUAGCUAAGGUUUUACCUGGAAGGACCGACAAUGCGAUAAAAAAUCACUGGAAUAGCUCCUUGAAGAAAAAGUUAGAUUUCUUUAUCAAUACUGGCAGCCUUCCACCAGUCAGUAAGAGUAACUACCAGAAUGGUCCAAAAGAUAUGAAUAAAUGUCCUUCAACUAAAAAAACACCUGUCUGUUCAAAUAAAGAACUUGAUUCUACUGCUCAUGUAUUGGGUAGUGCAGCAAUGUAUGUGAUAAAUGAAGAUGUCAAUAAUCAGUUAGACUCUUCUGGUGCUCUUUGUAGUAUGCUUGGCUCAUCAAGUGCUCCUCCAAAUGAGUCUGCCGAUUCUGAAGGUACAGAAUCAAAGCCAGUAUCUUCAAAUAUGGAUCCUAGCUGCAGCAAUUCCGAUUCAGUAAUGAAGUUUGAAAGUGGUGGAAUCAACAGGGAGGCAAAUAUUGAGAACUGCUUGAUAAGCAAACAGUCUCAACAUUGUAGCCUCAACAAUGAGGGAAAGUUCGACAAUUGUGGAUUCGACGAGGAAGUGAAAGAAGACAAAGUUGUUGGAACGCCUUCGUCUUCUGGAAGUUUGUUUUUUGGUUCGUUGUGUUAUGAGCCACCACAAUUAGAUGCUUGUAUUCCACUGGAUUCAGAUCUUUCCAGUAUUCACUCCUUGCAGAAUGAGUUCAAUUCUAGUACGUAUUCAUCACCUGGUAGUUGCUUCACUCCUCCUUGUGUGAAGGGCCAGAGUUUCAAUUUGCAGAGUCCCGAAUCAGUCUUAAAAAUGGCUGCCUUGACCUUUCCCAAUACUCCUUCCAUCUUACGAAAGAGAAAGUAUAAAGAGCAAACCCCUUUGCUUCCAAAUAAGAAUAAGAAAGCAGAUCGAGAAUCUAAUGGAGACAUGCUUCUUGAUACUCAGGAACAUGAUGUAACUAAAACUAAUUUGGAAAUGCCUGGUUCUCGAGAUGGGAGUUCAUGCAAGAGUUCAACUUAUCAUGGUAUUAAUUCAGUCUGCCCAAAUGGUAAGGCUUUUAAUGCCUCUCCUCCGUACCGCUUAAGAUCCAAACGUACUGCUGUAUUGAAGUCUGUGGAAAAACAUCUUGAUUUCACGUUUGAAAAAGAAGGACACGAAGGAAAUGUCAAGACCGUAGAAUUCUCAGCGAAAACAAAGAUGGGAGUGACUUAGGGAUUGAAAUUGAUUUGAAGAGACCAGAAUUCUCUUGAACCCAUCCAACAUAUUCGUUCUGGAUUGGUAUCUUAUGCUCCAAUUCUGGAAAAAGAGAGCUGAUAAGAUACAUAGCAUUAUUUUGUAUACUUCAAUUCCCCAAAUCAAGCAUAUUGCAGAUAUCGCCUGUUUUAGUUACACGGGGCCUUUUCUUUAUUCCCCUCAUACCAACAUGACAAAUUUAGUGGCUAUUAGGCUUUCUGUUAUGUGUAGAGGACAGGUACAAAUUAACUGUGAAGAUAGCAGCAUCAACUCAAUUUGUACAGAAAGAGGGGCAGUGAUGCUUGGAAGGAAGAUCUCCAACAUGAAAGCGUAGCUUCUCAUACAUUUUUCAACCUUAAUAAUUCUAUUUCUGACCAAUAUUUUACAGUUAGAAAGUAGAGCUAGUUGCAGUGUAAUGAUGAACUGCUUUUUCUAAGUAACUUAAAAUUCAUGGAUCUUUUUGGUGCAAUUUUUUCCAAUAAAAAUUUGUUCUCUCCUUUCAUGUCUAUAAAA
Molecule: messenger RNA, 2517 nt
Organism: Cannabis sativa
Lineage: Eukaryota; Viridiplantae; Streptophyta; Magnoliopsida; Rosales; Cannabaceae
Product: transcription factor MYB3R-3
Exons: 9
Coding region: 253-1983 (576 amino acids)
Biological process (GO): regulation of DNA-templated transcription
Cellular component (GO): nucleus
Molecular function (GO): RNA polymerase II cis-regulatory region sequence-specific DNA binding; DNA-binding transcription factor activity, RNA polymerase II-specific
Source: RefSeq, a predicted model, not a curated record